AAAGUGGAUUAAAACAGAAAUUAAGCAAACUCAAAACCCCACAAAAGAGUCAAACAACCAAUAGAAUCAGUCAACCAUAGCAGUGAUUGAAAACCUUAUCCAUUCACGUUUAACCACGUGUCCACCGCAGUUGAAACCAUACUUUCUCACAAGAAUCCAAUGAAAUUAAACUCUCCUUAUACAACUACACCAUAACUCCUACAUUUCCAUCCUUAUUUUAGCACUCCAUACUCUCCCUGUAUAAAUAAUCCAACUCGGGCAUGGUUUAGCGAUUCACUCUAAAUACAUUGAACCCUUUCUCUUUUAUUUCCUCACAAACAAAAAAUGGCGCAAAAUUCUACACUCUCUCUCUUAAUUGUUUUCUCUCUUCUUUCUCUCUCUUCCCUCUGUUUUGCCCAUAAUUAUAUGGAUGCUCUUAGAAAGAGCAUUCUUUUCUUUGAAGGCCAACGCUCUGGUAAACUCCCCCCUGAUCAACGCCUUCAUUGGCGCCGCGAUUCCGCCCUUCGUGACGGUCACUCUAUUGGUAAAGACUUAACCGGUGGAUAUUAUGAUGCGGGGGACAACAUAAAGUUUGGAUUCCCAAUGGCAUUUAGUGUCACACUCCUAUCAUGGAGUGUGAUAGAUUUUGGUAAAAAUAUGAGGAGUGAGCUCCCCAACGCGCUCAAAGCAGUGCGCUGGGGAACCGACUACCUCUUAAAGGCCACGGUCGAGGUACCAAACGUUAUGUAUGUUCAAGUUGGUGAUCCGUACUCAGACCAUAAUUGUUGGGAGAGGCCCGAGGAUAUGGACACCUUAAGGAGUGUGUAUGCCAUUGAUCGCAAGCAUCCAGGGUCCGACGUUGCUGGAGAGACUGCCGCGGCAUUGGCUGCUGCCUCAAUCGUGUUUAGGUCUCGUGAUCGUGCCUAUUCUCGUUUGCUCCUUAGUCGCGCCAUCAAAGUGUUCAAUUUCGCAGACAAACAUCGAGGUGCAUACAGUUCGAGUCUAAAAAGAGCAGUUUGCCCGUUUUACUGUGAUAAUAACGGUUACCAGGACGAGUUGCUAUGGGGAGCUGCAUGGUUGCACAAGGCCACAAGAAGGCGCAAAUAUAGAGAGUACAUAGUGAAGAACGAGGUCAUAUUAAGAGCUGGAGACACUAUUAAUGAAUUUGGAUGGGAUAAUAAGCAUGCUGGGAUCAAUGUCCUCAUUUCCAAGGAAGUGUUGAUGGGGAGAGCCGAUGACUUGAAAAAUUUCAAGAACAAUGCGGAUGAUUUCAUAUGUUCAGUGAUUCCCGGUGUUGCUCACCCACAAGUACAAUAUUCUCCAGGUGGGUUGAUCUUCAAGACUGGAGGAAGUAACAUGCAACAUGUAACGUCCCUAUCUUUCCUACUUCUAGCUUACUCUAACUAUCUAAGCCACUCCAAUCACCAAGUGCCAUGUGGCGGAAUCGUAGCUUCUUCUGCUCUCCUAAAACAAUUUGCCAAACGUCAGGUGGAUUACAUACUAGGGGAUAAUCCAAUAAGGAUGUCAUACAUGGUGGGCUACGGGCCACGAUAUCCACAAAGGAUACAUCACAGGGGCAGUUCUCUUCCAUCAGUCCAUGUUCAUCCGGCCCACAUCGGCUGUAAAGAGGGCUCUCGAUACUUCCUCAGCCCAAACCCUAACCCAAAUAAGCUUGUUGGAGCAGUUGUUGGUGGGCCUAAUGUCACAGAUGCCUUUCCAGAUUCCAGGCCUUACUUUCAAGAGUCCGAGCCCACUACAUACAUUAAUGCCCCUCUAGUGGGCCUUCUUGCCUACUUUUCAGCCCAUCCUUGAUACCUAAAUUAUUAUUAAAAAUUUUCUAUGGAAAGUAGGGCAAGGUAUAGAGGUGAGCAAAUUGCCACCCUAUGGAAAAUUGUAAUGUAUCACAUUCUUGCUAAAAUGUCAAUUAUGUUUCAAUUUGUUAA
Chenopodium quinoa (quinoa) is the source of this 1922-nucleotide messenger RNA. Its product is annotated as endoglucanase 8-like. The transcript is spliced from 7 exons. The record is from RefSeq and is a predicted model, not a curated record. Lineage: Eukaryota; Viridiplantae; Streptophyta; Magnoliopsida; Caryophyllales; Amaranthaceae. The coding region runs from base 325 to 1791 and encodes 488 amino acids. Gene Ontology annotation, biological process: carbohydrate metabolic process. Gene Ontology annotation, molecular function: hydrolase activity, hydrolyzing O-glycosyl compounds.